CCAAAGUCGCCAUGGAUUCAAAGAAGUCUAACAAAAUCAGAGACAUCGUUAGGCUUCAACAGAUCCUGAAGAAGUGGCGGAAGUUGGCGAACUCAUCAAAGACGGCGAAUAGAUACUCCGGCACGGCGGCGGGAUCUGGCGGAAAGAGCAUGAAGUUUCUGAAGCGGACGCUCUCAGCCGGAUGCGAUGUUUCCGGCGCGUCCGUACCGAAAGGAUCUUUAGCGGUGAGCGUCGGUGAGGAGCAAAAGCGAUUUGUGAUUCCGACGCAGUACUUAGGGCAUCCGGCGUUUGAGAUUCUGUUGAGAGAGGCGGAGGAGGAGUUCGGAUUUCAACAAACUGGAGUUCUGAGGCUUCCUUGUGAGGUAACGGUGUUUGAACAUGUGGUGAGAUUGGUGGAGAGGAAGGAGGGAGAUUUGUUCGGCGGAGAGGAGGUUUUGAGUCUUUGUUCGUUGGAAUCGCUGCUGCUUACGCCGUCGCACCGUCCGCAGAGUCCAAUGUGCAGAUAGAUUGAAUUUUGAUUUAGAACGAAAAGGAAACAUUAGAAAUCUCUCUUUUUCUCUCUUUUGAUUCCUCAUUUAAUCUUUUUCUUGAACGAGGUAACAUCAAAUGUAUGAAGAAAGAGGAAAUA
Molecule: messenger RNA, 628 nt
Organism: Cucurbita pepo subsp. pepo (vegetable marrow)
Lineage: Eukaryota; Viridiplantae; Streptophyta; Magnoliopsida; Cucurbitales; Cucurbitaceae
Product: auxin-responsive protein SAUR20
Biological process (GO): response to auxin
Source: RefSeq, a predicted model, not a curated record